This is a messenger RNA of Bombyx mandarina (wild silkworm), 966 nucleotides long. RefSeq names its product ommochrome-binding protein. Lineage: Eukaryota; Metazoa; Arthropoda; Insecta; Lepidoptera; Bombycidae. The record is from RefSeq and is a predicted model, not a curated record. Gene Ontology annotation, molecular function: protein binding.
UGGUAAUCUAGCUAAAAUAUGUUUGCAGGUAAAAUGAAAAUAGUUCCAUUGGUACUCGCUCUCUUAUCGCUGGUGUGCGGAAGGAAGGUUUGCGACACGUGUCUCGAAGGUUUCUGCUACGGAAGGGAAGUGAUCUUGGAGAAUCAUCGAUUAUCCGGACAAUUAGCAAUCGAUACUGUGGAUAACGUACUCUAUUUUCAUUACAAAGAUUCGUAUUCUAUCGAUCACACAGUUGCCUACGACUUGGACGAUGUCCGAUUAAAAUCGAUACCCGGAAUCGAUUUUUCUUUCGCACGUGCAGUCGAUUUAAAUAGAAAUGUUUACAUCGGUGGCACACAAGGCAUAUUUAAAUACGAUCCACGUAAGAAUUUGACUACCGAAUAUGGGUUAUUUGAUAAAACCAUAUGGCAUAUGCAGUUUAGAAACAUGAUUUAUUACACCGUUUUUAUGAUGAACGGUUUGUAUACAUAUCAAGACAAAAAGUCUGUGAGCAUCACUAACCUAACAAAGUACAAAAUCGAUGAUUUCAUAAUCGAUAAUCGUAACGAUAUAUUUUUUGUUAGCGAAUCGAAACUUUAUCGAUAUGAAGGUAAAUCGAAAGAGAUAAAUGUUGUAUCGAAUAACAUGUACUCCUUGUUAGUAGAUAAAUAUAAUAAUGGAUAUUUCAUAGAUAUUUUAAAUCGUGGUUUAUACAGAUUUAGCCAUAGAAUCAAUAGGCUUUUUGAGGUUGGCGCUUUUGACAGCGGCGCGCCAUUCAAAGCUGUUUUUGAUUCGAACAACAAUAUAAUAUAUUAUGACAAAGGUAAUGAGAUACUGUAUUAUUUAAGACCCAACUACGGGCGAUGCAAAAUAAGUAGAGGUAAGAGGAGAAAAUAUAAACCUAUGGUUCCAAUUCCUCGUAACAGUACUAGCUUCCUACAAAUUAAAACGAUUGACUGAACCAAAAUAACCUCCGAAAACUAAUGC